CCCGUCGCGGCGCGCAGAGGGACAAUCUGUUCCCACAAGAGCUGAGAGGCAGCGACACGACUCAUUUGCAUGAGCCAGCCUAGGAACAAGGACAAGCUGCGUUGCUGUGCUGGUCUGAUGAGGCAGAAAGAAGGACCAGAAAACAUAUCAAUUUGAGCAACAUAAAGGGCGAACAAUCCGCGAUAUGGUUGUCGGAGCAUGGAAGCUCCAGAAGACGUGUCUGUCCGGGAACAGCUUUUCCACGACCGAGUCAGAGAGACUAUAGUAAGUACACUCAGUACUCGUUGACUGCGGUGAAACAGAGCUUGCCUGUUGAUUGGAGUGCUCUCGCUGCGCCGCUGUAAUCAUCAGCUAGCUGCAAAUGCAAUUGUAUCUCAUAACAUUUACAAUUUGCUGAAUAUGUGAGGCUGUAGGCUAUUCGAGGGAACUUGCUGUUAGAAUUGGUGUAUCUGCCUUGGCAGCAGCUAAUGGGGAUUCAUAAUAAAUACAAAUAUUGUAUGUGCUCAUGUGAUCCUGGCAUGAUGGCUCUAUCACCACAGCAGCACAGGGAAGAGACAUAUGACCCUGUUUAGCACAGUAGAUCUCCAUCUCUCUUCUGCCUGUCUGACUCACUGAUACAGACGACAUUAAGUCAUUCCAGACUCUCUUUCUCUCUUUUCUAACUCCCAUUCCUGUGAGUGCAUUAUAGGCUGCUAAUAGCAUUUAUCUUUGUGUGUUUGUGUAUGUAUGCAGACCUAUGUGGGCAAUUGUGUUUCUAUUCACAUGCACGUGUGUCCUAAGUGCCUUAGGCUGGACAGAGUGUGCAGCCUUUUAAUCAAGUAUUGGUAGUGGUAGUGCUAGUUCUAUUUUUCAUGACCUACAUCUGCCCUUUGAAAGGCUGUUUAGUCUUAACAGGUACCGUGGCAUGCAUAGUUAUCAAUAAUCCCAUUCCCCCACUUAUAUUUUCUGGUAGGGCAGAAUGGACACAAGAUGGUCUCAAUGACAGAGCCAUGCAUUAGUAGCACAACUCGUCAUCACAGAGGCGUGAUUCUUCUCACAGAAGUAUUCAGCAAAUACUUGUUGUGUACAGCACUAACAAGCAAAAUAUUUGUAUGAUAUGAUGUUUUACCUUUACAUCCCAACUUUUAACAACAUGCCUGAGACAGUUAUCUUUUGUUCUAUCUUUACGAUGUCAGUGUCCAGCCCACUGACUGAAAGGAAAUACUGGAGAAAUCCUUCAGAACACAGGACUUGAGUUUGUCUAGUGGGCUGGCAGCCUAGCUUAACCUGAAGGUGUUACACAACUGCAGAGAGGAGGAUAGAGCCAGACUGAGAAAGGGAGAAAACAUUUCUGAUGUGAAAGUCAGAAAGACAAAGAAAAACAUAGAGAAAUACAAGACAGAUUGACAGACAGACAGGUGGGAACAGACAGAUAGGGAGUGUGCGUCAGAGCUGAGACAGGUAACACUGUGGUCCUCUGGACUAGAGCAGGUGAAGGUGCCCUCAGUGGGGCUCUGUCUGUCUGUCUGGACAGGGAGAGAGAAAAUAUAACAGACCUGUGGUGUUUUGUCCUUCACAAAGGACUGUCUUUCUGUGACCGAACAUGAUGACUGUUUGUUGGGAUGGGAGGCUCAACUUAAAGCGCUGACACUAGGCCAUUUUAGUUUUCAUCUAUAUACAGUAUAUGCUGCUUGUAUAUGCUGUGAACCCUCCAUGGUGCUCCAUAUUCUCUGUCUGCCAUUUAUUGGCAGUUUGCUCUCACACAGAGUGGGGCUUUUGUUUGGGGCAUUAGCGUGCUGGGCAUUAGCUGUUGGGGCUGUGAGCUGUUGGGCAUAAGCUGGUAAGCAUUGUGACAUGGGCUAUGUUUUCCCUCUCCCCCACACUACCACAUCUCUCUAUCAAAGGGUGGAUUUACAUCAGUAAAAUAUGUGUAUUAAGAUCUAUCUCUCUUCAACAUACUCGUUACAUUUUGAAUGCUUAGCAGGACAGAAAAUGGUCCAAUUCGCACACUUAUCAAUAGAACAUCCCUGGUCAUCCCUACUGCCUCUGAUCUGGCGGACUCACUAAACACAAAUGCUUUGUUUUUAAAUUAUAUCUGAGUGUUGGAGUGUGACCCUGGCUAUCCGUAAAUAAAAUAAAAAAUAAAAUUGCGCCGUUUGCUUAAUAUAAGGAUUUUUAAAUAAUUUGUACUUUUACUUUUACUUUUGAUACUUAAGUAUAUUUUAGCAACUACAUUUACUUUUGAUACUUAAGUAUAUUUAAAACCAAAUACUUUCAUACUUUUAUUCAAGUAGGAUUUUACUGGGUGACUUUUACUUGAGUCAUUUUCUAUUAAGGUAUCUUUACUUUUACUCAAGUAUGAGAUUUGAGUACUUUUUCCACCACUGCCGUAAAUACCAUAGUAUAUAGACAAACAAAAUAAGGAUAGCAAUUCAAACUAUACAGGAGCUUCUCAUCUGAACCAUAUUCUACAUAAUGUUGCACACUUGAUUAAUGCAACAAUUCACAAAUGUUUGGAUAUUUUAAAAGCCUUUCAUUUUCAAUUAGGCUAACAGAGCAAGAAUGCUGUCUACUGGUAUUAAGGUAAUUAUUGCAAGGACAGGUGGUGUGGGAAAGCCAUUGUCUUUACACUAUAACACCCAGAGGUAGAAAUUUGAAUCUAGAUCUGUCUUUUUACACAUCAAGAUCAUCUUUCCUGGAACUAGUAUCUGUCGUCAAAGUAUUGUAGUGUAAAGAGGCCCAAAGUUCUCCUAGACUUUACAGCAUUGUAGUCUGUGGAUUUAAAACCCCUCUCUCCCAUUAUCCUCAAACUGCCCAGCAUGCGCUCCUUUCUCUUUGAGCUGUCUGAAUGCCUAGGCUGUUUCAGUCCAGCCUAGUUUAUUAUUCUUCAGCCUGUAUCUGAGUACUGGCCAAUGACUGGUUUUACAUGGCUUGCUUUAUUACAGAGCAAGUCACACAUAAUGUACUUACGCAUCUGAAUGUCUCGUUUGCUAUUUGGAGCGCUGUGUGUCACUCUGUAGCAUCGUCUUUCAGUUUGGGAAUGGGAAAUUAAUAGUUGUUAUUAGGCAUUUUCUGCAGUUGCGUAUUAUAUUGUGGUCCUUUGCUCUAACAAAGCUUUUACUUGUAUACAGCUAAGCCUGCAUCUCAGCUCUGGUAUAAUUGCUGUGACAUCACCACAUUAUUUCCAUCAGUAGGUUUAUUAGACUCCAAAAAAGACUGGCAAGCUGGCAUGACGUCAAUCCACACCUAAUACAGAAACAAACAUUAGGUGAAAAUGGUUUAGAAACUAACAAUAUACAGUAUAUUGCAUGAGUGAGGUAUGGUAGUUCUUAAUGAUGUACAUUAUAUGUUACAACUACUGAGCUCUGCCCUAGUUCAUUGGAUGUUGGGGUCACUGGGCAGGCUAUGAGCUGGGGUAUCCAAUUCUGCCUGGUCGUUCAUCCACUCACUGGAUAAAUCUGGGUUGGCUGCCAUUUGUGGGUCAAGUUUAUCAAAUGUACAUGAUAAUACAAGUCAGCAGGCACAUCAGGUCAAAGUAUACAUUAAGGGCAUCAUAACAGACACAGAUUCUCUCCCUAUAGCAAUGAUCAAAUUCAGAUAGGAGUGCCCACAUUGCUAACAUUUACAGUUCUAGGAUGUAGCCCUGUUUUUAUUUUACUUUUAUAACAUGUUAUAUUGGAGUAUUUUAUUAGACCGCCGGAACAUUCUGGAACAGAAUAUUUACUUAUCUGUGGGAUCAGAGGUAGCUAUCUCCUUAUGUAAUAUUUAUGAUAUUAUGAUGUUUUUCUCUGUCUGUUAUUCGUUAACCUGAUUGCGUCAGCUUUAUUCAGACCAGGGUGAGGAUAUGUUGCUUUGAAACUGGCACAGAACUGCUGCCAUUCCUAGUUCCAAAUUGUAAGAAUAGGGUCUCCCAUUUUAGAAAAUAUCUGGUAAUUUCCGUUUUAUAGAGGAUUGGUGGGUAUGUGAGUAUUUAGUUUGUUAUGUUGUUGGCUUUUUUUGUUGUAAUCCCAGCCGGUCUCCACUCUCUCGUUGGUUAAUCUGGUAAUCCUGAUAAUCUGACCCCCUCUCAUCUAUCUACUACAGAACUAACCCUGAUGACCCUGUUAUAAAACCAGGGGCUCAAUCACAGUCACAGAUCGCCAAAACCUUCAUUUGGUAACUAGAAAUCCACUCCAAUGAUGUAAUUCAACAUCUGUAAUACAGUUAGGCUACAGACAGUACAGUUUCACAUUUUCCGAUAAUAAAGGAGAACUUCAUUUUGUUGUAAAGGGAGAGAAGGCUGAGUUCAACUUGAUGCUACAGAUCAGUGAUUGAUUCACAUACAUUAGGACGUGCCUCCUGAAUGCAGGCUUGAGGCUAAACUAUUGUUUUGAAGAUAGAACCACAAGUGAUGAUCUGCAUUCAUCUAGCCACACAUGCAACAAUAAAUCACACUAUUCUGAGUUAUGUGGCUAAACGGGUUCAUAACAUGCGUCUAUUGGCUUUUGUUCAGAAAUCUUCUAACACAGCAAGAUAUACAGUUUGACGUGAAUGAGAAAAUAGAGUUUCCACUCCCUAGAAUGUGCAUGUUCAGUCUUAUCCAUGUUGUUUUUUAUUUAAAAGUAUGAAGACACCCAGCUUUGACAAUGUACCAUUAAUUAAGCAGAGGGCAUGCAUGAUGUCACUUGGCAACCAUAGCAAAAAUAAACACAGUGCAGGUAACAGAGAGGGAGAUGAUUGACUCCCCUGUGUCUUCCUGGGUUCAGUCAUCGCUAAGAUCGUUGUGGUGAUGUCUUGAUGAACCAGCUGGAUGGUGAAAAGCCUGCCUGUAAAUCAUCUGUGUUAGUGUGACAGAGAGGAUUUGAAGACUUUGUCUGGUGUUUGUUUGCCCUGUGCGAACCCGCUCACCUCUGUUAAACAGCAACACUCGGGGUCUACAGCAGCGUUGUGUGGAUUUUCUCUGUAGAGUGAAUUAUUGGCUUUAUAAAUGCAAAUAGAGAUGAGAAAAUGAAUAUGUCCCCGCCCAUCUGUCUUUUUCAGCCAACUAUUUCCUGUGUUUGAGUGGUGCAAAAUCCACUUGUCACUUAAAUCUCGCUGGAUUGAUUGCUUUUAUUUUAUUCCUGCGACUCUUUCAUGCUCUUGCUUGUGCCUGUUGUUUUUUCCUGUUAAUGUUACGACCGCGAUAUGUUUGUAAUGACCUAUCAAACACACCCCAGUAUUGGCUGAAAUGGACUCAAUGGAAUACAUUGUCUUUCCGUUUCAUGUAUAAGAACGCUAAAGUUUUGUUGGGGGAUUUAACACAUCAUCUCGACACUUACAUCAUAAGAAAAAUAAGAAAGAUAACUUUAUUUAGCUGGGUGUACAUUUCUUGUGGAAUUGAAAAAAUUAAUAAUUUGCUACAGUUGAAAUGUUAACAAAUUUGAUGCGCUGAAAGGAAAGCAUCUUCUGAAAAUGAACAGUCGGAUUAUAGUGAUAAUAUGUCUGAUCUCGCAAACAAUGUAAAGUAUGUUUAGAUAGGUGAAAUCUAAAGCCAAGCGUGUUGAUGUUUAUUCCGAGGGUAUCCUGCUAUUGACACACUUGUUGAAUUAUUCAACAGAACGUGAAAACAACAUUAAUUAAUGAGUGCAGGUAAGCCUAGACCAGUGAUGGCCAAAUUUGAUGGGGUUUGGGGCCACAAAAAAUCCCCCAUAGGGAGCUUGAUCCUAAACGUUGAUCAGAGUUUUUAUCUCCACAGAUCUGUGUCCUGCUUUUCAUCUGUCUCUACAUCGUCUCCUAUCUGGUCAUCACCCACUACAAGAGGAAUGCUGAGUUCACCAUAGGUACGUGUGCGUCUGAGAGGUCAAAGGUCAGUGGAGUGGAGGCCAGGUCACAGUGGGCUGCAAGGUCUGCUGGAUUUCUGCAGCUCAACACUAUUGAUUAAUUCUAAAAGUAAUUGAUUAGACUCUUGAUAUUUCUUUAUGUCUCCCAAUGUCCUCAUUUGUUCCUGUAUGUGUAGGUGUUGUAUUCAGACCCCUUGACUUUUUCCACAUUUUGUUACGUUACAGCCUUAUUCUGAAAUUGAUUAAAUUGUUUUUCCCCUUAUCAAUCUACACACACUACCCCAUAAUGAGCAAAUGUAUUUUUAAAAACCCCGGAAAUAUGACAUUUACAUAAGUAUUCAGACCGUUUACUCAGUACUUUGUUGAAGCACCUUUGGCAGUGAUUACAGCAUCGAGUCUUCUUGGGUAUGACGCUACAAGCUUGGCACACCUGUAUUUGGAGAGUUUCUCCCAUUCUUCUCUGCAGCUGCAGGUCCUCUGUAGCUCAAUUGGUAGAGCAUGGCGCUUGUAACGCCAGGGUAGUGGGUUCAAUCCCCGGGACCACCCAUACGUAAAAAUGUAUGCACGCAUGACUGUAAGUCGCUUUGGAUAAAAGCGUCUGCUAAAUGGCAUAUUAUAUUAUUAUUAUGCUCUCAAGCUCUGUUAGGUUGGAUGGGGAGCGUUGCUGCACAGCUAUUUUCAGGACUCUCCAGAGAUGUUAGUUCGGGUUCAAGUCUGGGCUCUGGCUGGGCCACUCAAGGACAUUCAGAGACUUGUCCCGAAGCCACUCCUGCAUUGUCUUGGCUGUGUGCUUAGGGUCGUUGUCCUGUUGGAAGGUGAACUGUCGCCCCAGUCUGAGGUCCUGAGCACUCUGGAGCAGAUUUUCAUCAAGGAUCUCUCUGUACUUUGCGCCGUUCAUCUUUCCCUCGAUCCUGACUAGUCUUCCAGUCCAUGCCGCUGAAAAACAUCCCCACGAUGUUACCAUGAUGCUACCACCACAAUGCUUCACCGUAGGGAUGGUGCCAGGUUUCUUCCAGACGUGACGCUCCUGAGCUCAACUUCGAGUCUCAUAGCAAAGGGUCUGAAUACUAGGUAUUUAAGUUUUUUAUAUUUAAUACAUUUACAAACAUUUAUAACAACCUGUUUUUCUUUGUCAUUAUGGGGUAUUGUGUGUAGAUUGCUGAGAUUUUUAUUUAUUUAAUCCAUUUUAGAAUAAGGCUGUAACGUAACAAAAUGCAAAAAAAGUCAAGGGGUCUGAAUACUUUCCGCACUGUAAAUGCAUAUCUCAGCAUACGUUUGCCCUUGCUUCACACUGCUGUGUAUAGAUUUUGCAUGUCAGCAUAAACAAGUUGUUGUUUACCAUGAAGGAGCCAAAAUAACUUAAUUUAUGUGUGCAGGCAUGUGCAUGAGCUAGGGUGUUUUUCACUGCAGCAGCCCCCACCUCACUUGUGAGUGUAUGUUUCCAUCAGGAAUUGACAGCAAGCGUUGGUAUGGCGGAUGGGAUGCUUUCCAAAACACACUGGUACAAAUUACAGCCAGAGCCUGUUAUGCAACCUUCCCCGUUGGCCCCCUCCCACGGUCUCCCAGAUCCUCUGUCCUGUUAGACGGGGCAAGGGGCGCAAGGAAUGUUCCCCUGGGAUAAUAAUACCCUCUGUAGGGCAUACACAGUGCACAACAACCCCCACACACACACUUGGACACACACUCGGACAGACACACACAUACACACACACACAGAACCAACCCCCACCCAGUCAGGAAUGUACGGUCCGCAGCACCCCUUGGACAGCCAAUAUGGGUGUGGGGACUGGGGGUUUUCACAAACCAGAUGUUUCUGGCUACAGUUCCGUUCUAGUAAUAUCUCUUGUGUAGUGUGUAAACCAUGUACGAAGCCAGAGAUAGAGAAGUAAGGGGGAAACAGAGAGUUGGGUUUUACUUUAACCAACAAAGGACUCUGCACUUCGGAUAGAUAGCCUGUCUUAUUUUGCUGGAACAAAACAAUGGGGUACAAAAUAAGCCUAAACUUCAAAGCCUGUGCCAAAUAUGAUAAUUCAGUUUUUAUGACUAAAUACUUAAUUGUACGGGGUCUGGUUAGCAAAUUGUUCAAUACCACCCCCACCCCUUUUCCCCAACACUUGCACAUGCAUACUAAAUUGUGCACUGAUUUGUUCAGUUGUUGGAAACAGCUGACCUAUCUGAUCAAUACCAUGAUCUGUCACGGAUCAGCGCCAUACACACAUGGGGCCCAGAGAUUUUCAAACAAUGUAUUACUGUACUGUGAUAAGGAAGAGCAUUUUGCUUUUGGGCAAUUUAAAUUCCUGCUUUCGGAAAUAACUAGUAUUGCCGGUUCAAGGUUUGUAGCCUGCAGCAUAAACACACACACCCACAGACAUGCACACACUGUCACGCCCUGGCUCUGGGGAUGCUUGUAUGUUGAGCCAGGGUGUGCGUGUUCUUUAUGUUGUUCUAGUUUUGUGUUUCUAGGGUAGAGUUCUUGUAUUGUGUUUCUAUGUUGGCCAGAGUGGUUCUCAAUCAGAGGCAACGAGUGUCAGCUGUUGCUGGUUGUCUCUGAUUGGGAAACAUAUUUAAACAGUCUGUUUUUCCACAGUGUUUGUGGGAUCUUGUUCCUGUUUAGGUUUGUGUUGUAGAACCUAGGACGUCACGUUUUCGUUUGUUGUUUUGUUCGUGUGAUCAUUAUUUAAUAAAUAUAAGUAUGUUCGCAAAUAACGCUGCGCAUUGGUCCUCUGUUCCCGACGAUCGUGACAGAAGAUCCCACCAAAACUGGACCAAGCAGCGUGUCCUGGAGCCAUCACCAGGGGAAUCGCUAGCGGAUCUCCGUGGCAACCUCGACUGGGUCAAGCCUAGUGAAGAGCAGAGAGGGUGGACUUGGGAGCAGUGGAGGAAGAGUCUCGACUGGGUCAAGCCAAGUGAAGAGCAGAGAGGUUGGACUUUGGAGCAGUGGAGGAAGAGUCUGGCGAGAGAUAGGGAGGCUUGGUCCACGGGGAGGAGAGACACCCCAAAACAUUUUGGGGGGGGCUCACACCGUGGGCGACGGGGCAGCAGGAGGCCGCGAUAGAGUGGUCCAGCGGGUUGGCAGAGGAGGCCGCCAGGUUAAGGGGGCCACUGGUCACAAAGGGGAAGGAAAGUGUAGAGGCACGGCGAGAGGUACUGGGGUGUGUUACCAGUCCGGUCUGGCCCGUUCCUGUCCCUUGCACCGAGCCUGUGGUGCGCGUCGCCAGCCCAGUCCGGCCUGUUCCUGCUCCCCGCACCAAGCCUAUGGUGCGCGUCGCCAGCCCGGCCCGGCCUGUACCUGCUCCCCGCACCAAGCCUAUGGUGCGUGUCGCCAGCCCGGCCCGGCCUGUUCCUGCUCCCCGCACCAAGCCUAUGGUGCGCGUCGCCAGCCCGGCUCGGCCUGUUCCUGCUCCCCGCACCAAGCCUAUGGUGCGCGUCGCCAGCCCGGUCCGGCCUGUUCCUGCUCCCCGCACCAAGCCUAUGGUGCGCGUCGCCAGCCCGGCCCGGCCUGUUUCUGCUCCCCGCACCAAGCCUAUGGUGCACGUCGCCAGCCCGGCUCGGCCUGUUCCUGCUCCCCACACCAAGCCAGUGGUGUGCGUCGUCAGUCCGGUACAGCCCGUGCCUGUUCCACCGGUGCCUGGUCCGGUACCGGUCAGCUGCUCCACGCCGGAGCUAGAGCAAUCCGCUCUAGUACUGUGGGGGGUUAGAGAGGGUGUGGGGAUCAUGCCCAGAGCCGGAUCCGCCGCCAAGGCGGAGUGCCCACCCGGUCCCUCCCCUCUGGUGUUCUGUUGGCGCGGUCGGAGUCCGCGCCUUUGGGGGGGGGGGGGGGUACUGUCACGCCCUGGCUCUGGGGACGCUUGUAUGUUGAGCCAGGGUGUGAGUGUUCUUUAUGUUGUUCUAGUUUUGUGUUUCUAGGGUAGAGUUCUUGUAUUGUGUUUCUAUGUUGGCCAGAGUGGUUCUCAAUCAGAGGCAACGAGUGUCAGCUGUUGCUGGUUGUCUCUGAUUGGGAACCAUAUUUAAACAGUCUGUUUUUCCACAGUGUGUUUGGGAUCUUGUUCCUGUUUAGGUUUGUGUUGUAGAACCUAGGACGUCACGUUUUCGUUGGUUGUUUUGUUCGUGUGAUCAUUAUUUAAUAAAUAUAAGUAUGUUCGCAAAUAACGCUGCGCAUUGGUCCUCUGUUCCCGACGAUCGUGACACACACACACACUGUCCAUUACUGGGGGUACAUUACCGGAGGCAAACUACCCGCCCUCCAGGACACCUACAGCACCCAAUGUCACAGGAAGGCCCAAAAGGUCAUCAAGGACAUCAACCACCUGAGCCACUGCCUGUUCACCCCGCUAUCAUCCAGAAGGCGAGAUCAGUACAGGUGCAUCAAAGCUGGGACCGAGAGAAUGAAAAACAGCUUCUAUCUCAAGGCCAUCAGACUGUUAAAUAGCCAUCACUAGCACAUUAGAGGCUGCUGCUGCCUAUUGAAAUCACUGGCCACUUUAAGAAAUGGAACACUAGUCACUUUAAUAAUGUUUACAUAUCUUGCACUACUCAUCUCAUAUGUAUUUACUGUAUUCUAUAAUAUUCUACUGUAUCUUAGUCCAUGCCGCUCUGUCAUUGCUAGUCCAUAUAUGUAUAUAUUCUUAAAUUCCAUUCCUUACUAGAUUUGUGUGUAUUGGGUAUAUGUUGUGAAAUUGUUAGAUAUUACUGCACUGUCGGAGCUAGAAGCACAAGCAUUUCACUACACCCACAAUAACAUCUGCUAAACACGUGUAUGUGACAAAUAAACGUUGAUUAGAUUUUUACAUAGGCCUACACAAGAUUUUGCUUUGCUUGAUCACACACAAACACUCUUCCACACAUGUGCAAACAUGUUUGUCGUUUAUAGUUGUUACUCCAAGAACAGUUUUAGCCUGCAGGUGUUUGUUCGAAUCAGUGGUGUAGUGGUACCUGGAGAAGUGGGUAUACUCUAAUUUUGCCAGCAUUCUUCCAAACGGCCCGCCCGUUUCAUUCAGAGUGAAUGUCACUCACUCUGAAUGACCUAAAAUGAUCAAUUCCAUAUUGGUCUUUCACAGUCAGGACAACCCAAGCUGUACUGUGCAGUAGGCUAAUAGUAGGCCUACUAUUGAAACAGAUAAACUGAGUCAGAAAUUCACCGGUUUCAGAUUUCCCCCAUUUCAUUCAGGUUUUCGUUCUCAAAGUCACACUUUUUUUGUUUUGUUUUUUACAGAAAAACAACAAAAUUGUAUGUUCUAAGUCCAUAACAAUGCUUAAACCACAUCAGGAGACCACUUUUGAGGACUGGGAAAAAUCUAAGAAGUUUAGAUUUUUUAGAGUAGUUAACCUUUAAUUCAAGUGUGCAGGCACCUAGAAAUAUUGUUUUAUUAGCAGUGUUUCUGUAGCACGUGAGAUGGAGUUUGCAAAAUAAAUGGCCACUGGAUUGAUGAAAAUAAUCAUCAUGAUAUCAUUCUGACAGAUAGGCAUGGCCUACUUUGUAGCUAGUUAACAUUUAAUAGAGAAGGUUUUUGGGAAAGCCUUUCCAUCUACCAGAAGAGAGUUAGGUCUAUCAUUAGCAUCACUAUAUUUUUCCUGUUCCUUAAUUUGUUUGAAACCUGGACAUUUUGCUUCAUAUUAUGAGGCAUAUCUUACCUUGCUUCAAAGUAACCUUUAGCCAAAAUCCCACCAUAUAAACGUGGAGGCAAUUAUUCUUAUAAAGACUUCCUCAUAUGCCUUCUCCUGUUCUAUUGGUUUUCUUUCAAAGUUAUUUCAUUGUCUAGCAGCCAAAGGCAUUAUCCUAAUCUUAUUAGCAACCUAUGAUAGUUGCAUCUUUAAAUCCCCCCUCUUUCUAACAGAUAUUUCCAUCUCUGUCUAUGAAACCGCUUGCAUGUGCGGGGAGCAUUUUAGAACGGUGUUUUCACGUAAAUUGCAUUUUGCAACAUUCACGCGUAGGCCUACUGCCCUGUGUACAUUUCUGGGCCUAAAAAGUGAAUAAAUAAUAGUUUAUCAACAUUUGAAGCUAAACAUUGUGAUCUGUUCCAUCACCCUAGUAAUUGACACGGUGUAUACCUCCACUACACUACUCUGAUAUGCAUCAAAUCCAAAUCAAAUGUUAUUGGUCACAUGCACAUGUUUAGCAGAUGUUAUUGCGGGUGUAGCGAAAUGCUUGUGUUCCUAGCUCCAACAGUGCAGUAGUAUCUAACAAUUCACAACAAUACACAAAUCUAAAAGUAAAAGAAUGGAAUUAAGAAAUAUCUAAAUAUUAGGAUGAGCAAUUUCGGAUUGGCAUUGACUAAAAUACAGUAUAUACAUAUGAAAUUAGUAAAGCAGUAUGUAAACAUUAUUAAAGUGACUAGUGUUCCAUUAUUAAAGUGGCCAGUGAUUCCAUGUCUAUGUAUAUAGGUGAUAGAUUAAUUAUUAAUGACUAAUUAUUACACCCUGAAACGGUGUGAAAUGUGUUAGAAAUGUGUGAGUGUAGGACCAGUAAAGACGACUAUUUAGCAAUGUGAGUAAGAGUUAGACCAGACAACAAAGGAGAACUGUCUAAACCAAGAUAAAGGGGCCUCCCAAUUUAGGGAGGAGAGAAACUGUUAGGUUUUUUAAGGAGUAUGCAGGAUAUGUGAGGACGACGAUAACUAAGGAAUGCGUGUGUGUGUGUGUGUGUGUGUGUGUGUGUGUGUGUGUGUGUGUGUGUGUGUGUACUGAUGGUCAGGAGAGCAGUUUUAAAGUGGAAAACUACAGCACGCCUACAGAAAAGAGGGAUGUUUGUAUGACGUAUGAGUAUAAAAAAUGGACUCUGAAAUUGUGAUGGCAGAACGUUCUCAUGAAUAAAGCCUGAUGAUUGUAUGCUGGGCUGCUUGGUCUGAUUUAUUAGAGAUUUACAACCUCUGGGAUACAGACUGAGUAAUAAGUUAAUUUUUGAAACAUUGGGAUAGAAAUUCACGUAACAAUAGGGCAGCAGCCUCUAAGGUGAAGGGUUAAGUAGCCGGCUAGUGAUGGCUAUUUAACAGUCGGAUGGCCUUGAGAUAGAAGCUGUUUUUCAUUCUCUCGGUCCCAGCUUUGAUGCACCUGUACUGACCUCGCCUUCUGGAUGAUAGCGGGGUGAACAGACCGUGGCUCGGGUGGUUGAUGUCCGUGAUGAUCUUUUUGGCCUUCCUGUGACAUCAGGUGCUGUAUGUGUCGUGGAGGGCAGGCAGUGUGCCCCCGGUGAUGCGUUGGGCAGACUGCACCACCCUCUGGAGAGCCCUGAAGUUGCGGGCAGUGCAGUUGCCGUACCAGGCGGUGAUACAGCCUGACAGGAUGCUCUCAAUUGUGCAUCUGUAAAGGUUUAUGAUGGUCUUAGGGGCCAAGCCAAAUUUCUUCAGCCUCCUGAAGUUGAAGAGGCGUUGUUGCGCCUUCUUCACCACACUGUCUGUGUGGGUGGACCAUUUCAGAUUGUCAGUGAUGUGUACGCAGAGGAACUUGAAGUUUUCCACCUUCUCCACUGCGGUCCCGUCGAUGUGGAUAGGGGCGUGCUCCCUCUGCUGUUUCCUGAAGUCCACGAUCAGCUCCUUCGUUUUGUUGACGUUGUGGGAGAGGUUAUUUUCCUGGCACCACUCAGCCAGGGCUCUCACAUCCUCCCUGUAGGCUGUCUAGUCAUUGUUGCUAAUCAGGCCUACUACCGUUGUGUCGUCUGCAAACUUGAUGAUUGAGUUGGAGGCGUGCAUGGCCACGCAGUCAUGGCUGAACAGGGAGUACAGGAGGGGGCUGAGCACGCAACCCUGUGGGGCCCCUCUGUUGAGGAUCAGCGAAGUGGAGGUGUUGUUUCCUACCUUCACCACCUGGGGGUACCCGUCAGGAAGUCCAAGACCAAGUUGCACAGGGUGGGGUUCAGACCCAGGGCCUUGAGCUUAAUGAUGAGCUUGGAGGGUACUAUGGUGUUGAAGGCUGAGCUAUAGUCAAUGAACAGCAUUCUUACGUAGGUAUUCCUUGUCCAGAUGGGAUAGGGCAGUGUGCAGUGUGAUGGUGAUUGCAUCAUCUGUGGAUCUAUUGGUGCGGCAAGCAAAUUGAAGUGGGUCUAGGGUGUUAGGUAAGGUACAGGUGAUAUGAUCCUUAACUAGCCUCUCAAAGCACUUCAUGGUCCUCUAGCUCAGCUGGUAGAGCAUGGCGCUUGAAACGCCAAGGUAGUGGGUUCGAUUCCCGGGACCCCCCAUACACAAAAAAAAUAAAUGUAUGCACGCAUGACUAAGUCGCUUUGGAUAAAAGCGUCUGCUAAAUGGCUUAUUAUUAUUAUUAUUUUUAUUAUUAUAUUAUUAUGGUGACAGAAGUGGGUGUUACGGGGCGAUAGUCAUUUAGUUAAGUUACUGUGGGGAUUAAGAAGUGAGUAUUCGCAAUACUUAAUGAAAAAUAAGUAGGUAUACCUGCGUAUACCCUCCACUACACCACUGGUGAGAAUUGAGCAAUGUGUGCUUGUCGCCCUUCAGGAAUUUAGGGGAAGGUGGUCUUUGAUCAAGUUCCCAGCUUCUUGCCCAGCCUGUCUGUCCCCUCCCCCCACACGCUUUUUCCUCUUUCUGUAAGUCAUACUAAUAAUUGUGUUGUGUUCUUUAAAUUAUAGAUAACAGUGAAGAUGAAACAGUCAACAAAAUUGCGUGAGUAACUUUUAACAAUAUAGGCUUUAUUACCACCAAUCAUGUCUAUUCUGCCACAGAAUGUCAGAAAACCAAUAUACUGAACCUACCUACAUAUUUAAUAUUUAUAUGUGUCAUAUGGGACUGCUGCUUCUUUUGUGAAAUCCAUUUUUCUCUCUCCCCCUUUUUCUCUCUGUCUUUCUAUAGGCUGUGUCUCUGUACGUUCACUCUCUCUGUCUCUAUGGGCGCUGUCCUACUCCUACCUCUCUCCAUCUUGUCCAACGAGGUCCUGCUCUCCUUCCCACAAAGCUACUACAUGCAGUGGCUUAACGGAUCUCUUAUACACGGUAAACACACACACAAGCACCUACAUUAACAUACUCACUCACUCACACGCGCGCACACACACACACACACACACCUGACAGACACACCUAAUGCAUACAGACAUUUUGUUUGUGUGAAUGAUGAAUGACGGUUUAAAGUCAUGUGCUAAUGAAAGAUAUUCUCAGCAGGUAGUUGGUUCAGUGCACAUGCUUCACAUAUUUGCUUUCCCAUUUCAUUUGUUCAGAGAGAAAUGUCAAUCCGCCCCAGGUUGCUAAGGUUGUAACUAUUACCUUUACUCAGUGGUGAUGAUAAGACUACAGAUACGAGCUCCUCAGAGCCUUGAACUUUUAAAACUGACGUUUAUGAAACUCCACUAGAGACUACACUCUUAGAAAAAGGGUUCCAUAAGGGUUCUUCGGCUGUCCCCAUAGGAUAACCUUUUUUGGUUCAAGGUAGAACCCUUUUCGGUUCAAUGUAGAACCCUCUGUGGAAAAGGUUUUACCAGGAACCAAAAGGGUUCUAGUUGGAACCAAAACGGUUUCUUCAAAGGGUUCUCCUAUGGGGACAGCCAAAGAACCCUUUUAGAUUCUAGAUAGCAUUCUAGAUAGUGUAUAGAAUAUAGAGAGUGAGCCUCUCACUGUCUGUCUCCAUCUCUCAAUGCAGGACUGUGGAAUAUAGUCUUCCUCUUCUCCAACCUCUCCCUGGUCUUCCUCCUGCCCUUUGCCUACUUCUUCACUGAGUCUGAGGGCUUCGCUGGAUCCAAAAAGGUAACUGCUUCAGUGACAGAGCAGACUGGUAGCAGAUGUGUUCGAGCCAAAUCCCCUGAGUGUUGUGAUGACAUGAUGAUUGGGAUGAGUUGGCUAAAGCACAAACAGAUCUUGGACCAGGCAGGUGAUAGAGCAUCAUGUUUGUAAGUCGCUCUGGAUAAGAGCGUCUGCUAAAUGACGUAAAUGUAAUGUAAAUGUAUAUGUACACUGAGUGCUCUUUCCAAGACAUAGACUGACCAGGUGAAUCCAAGUGAAAGCUAUAAUCCCUUAUUGAUAUUGUUCAAUCCAGUUCAAUCAGUGUAGAUGAAGGGGAGGAGACAGGUUAAAGAAGGAUUUUUAAGCCUUGAGACAAUUGACACAUGGAUUGUGUAUGUGUGCCAUUCGGAGGGUGAAUGGGCAAGACAAAAUAUUUAAGUGCCUUUUGAACAGUGUAUGGUAGUAGGUACCAGGCGCACCGGUUUGAGUGUGUCAAGAACUGCAAUGCUGCUGGGUUUUUCAUACUCAACAGCUUCCUUUGUGUAUGAAGAAUGGUCCACCACCCAAAGGACAUCCAGCCAACUUCCCACAACUCUGGGAAUCAUUGGAGUCAACAUGGGCCAGCAUCCCUGUGGAACGCUUUCAACACCUUGUAGAGUCCAUGCCCCGACGAAUUGAGGCUUUUCUUAGGGAAAAGGGGGGUGCAACUCAAUAUUAGGAAGGUGUUCCUAAUGUUUUGUACACUCAGUGUAUAUAACGUGGUAUAACGUUUGUAUACCGUCUGUACACAGGGUGUGAUGGCCCGUCUGUAUGAGACAGCAGUAGUCCUCUUCCUCCUGACCCUGCUCGUGUUGGGGAUGGUGUGGGUGGCAUCAGCCAUCCUUGAUGACAACAUGGCCAGACAGAGUCUUUACGGUAAAACAACCUCUCUCUCUCGAUCUCCCCCCUUUUUCUGUCACUUUCAUACCCUUAAAGCUGUUUUAUGUGCUUUUCGUGUUUUACCUUCCACCUCUUCUCAUAUUUCGUCUGUUGCCAUUGUUAACUGCAUAUGUGAAAUGUAAGUUUAAUUCCUAAAUGUAUCUAUAAUGUACUCAAUCUUUUGUCUCAGAUCUGUGGGAGUAUUACCUGCCUUAUCUGUACUCCUGCAUUUCCUUGUUCGGAGUCCUGCUGCUGUUGUGUAAGUACAGUACAUGUUUACCCAUGAGUAUCCCUGCCCCAGGCCGCGGGCAUUUAAUAAAUAUGAGGUUUCUCUCUGUGAUGCCUGUGUAUUAUAUAUUAAAUGAAUUUAUCCCCUGUGUCUCCCACAGUAUGCACUCCUCUGGGACUAUCACGCAUGUUCAGCGUCACAGGAAGCCUACUGGUCAAACCAAGGGUGAGUGUGUCUGUGUAAGACUCAUGUCAGUGUGUUUUUGUCCUUUAGUUUAUGUACUGUAUGUAUAUAGCUUUGUGUAUAGGUGUACCCUAUUGUAUGUGUGUGGUGUUGGUAUGAACUGUAUGUGUGUGCUGGUCUGACUCCCUUAAUGUCUUCCAUCCUCAGUUGCUGGAGGACCUUGAUGAGACAAUGAGUUGUGCUGGGUUUGAAGAGGCCUCUCUAUCCAGGAAACUCACUAGUAAGUCCCAUGACAUAACGUACUGUAUAUCCAUGAUAUAAUAUACACUACCGUUCAAAAGUUUGGGGUCACUUAGAAAUGUCCUUGUUUUUUGAAAGAAAAGCAAUUUUUUUGUCCAUUAAAAUAACAUCAAAUUGAUCAGAAAUACAGUGUAGACAUUGUUAAUGUUGUAAAUGGCUAUUGUAGCUGGAAACGGCUGAUUUUUUUAAUGGAAUAUCUACAUAGGCGUACAGAGGCCCAUUAUCAGAAACCAUCAGUCCUGUGUUCCAAUGGCACGUUGUGUUCGCUAAUCCGAGAUGCUGACCUUAUAGGCAGAGUUGCAAAGAAAAAGCCAUAUCUCAGACUGCCCAUCUUAAUCUUUUCUUUUUAUUGGCCAGUCUGAGAUAUGGCUUUUUCAUUGCAACUCUGCCUAGAAGGUCAGCAUCCCGGAGACGCCUCUUCACUGUUGAUGUUGAGACUGGUGUUUUGCGGGUACUAUUUAAUUAAGCUGCCUGUUGAGGACCUGUGAGGCGUCUGUUUCUCAAACACUCUAAUGUAUUUGUCCUCUUGCUCAGUUGUGCACCGGGGCCUCCCACUCCUCUUUCUAUUCUGGCUAGAGCCAGUUUGUGCUGUUCUGUAAAGGGAGUAGUACACAGCAUUGUACGAGAUCUUCAGUUUCUUGGCAAUUUCUCACAUGGAAUAGCCUUCAUUUCUCAGAACAAGAAUAGACUGACGAGUUUCAGAAGAAAGUUAUUUGUUUCUGGCCAGUUUUAUUGCUUCUUUAAUCAGCACAACAUAUUUCAGCUGUGCUAACAAAAUUGCUAAAGUGUUUUCUCAUGAUCAAUUAGCCUUUUACAAUGAUAAACUUGGAUUAGCAAACACAACGUGCCAUUGGAACACAGGAUUGAUGGUUGCUGAUAAUGGGCCUCUGUACGCCUAUGUAGAUAUUCCAUUAAAAAAUCAGCCGUUUCCAGCUCCAAUAGUCAUUUACAACAUUAACAAUGUCUACACUGUAUUUCUGAUCAAUUUGAUGUUAUUUUAAUGGACAAAAAAAUUGCUUUUAUUUCGAAAACAAGGACAUUUCUAAGUGACCCCAAACGUUUGAACGGUAGUGUAUGUCAAUUUUAUGCUAUAAUUUGUCUAUUUCAUGCAUAAUUCAAGAGAUGCUAUUUCUCUUUAAAGGGAAUGAAUAGGAGCUUAUCACAAAAUCUCUCUCUCUCCUCCGUAGGUGGGACCUCGUUAUGGAUUAAUGUGAAUGCAGAGGUUCUGAGGAACCGGUUCCUCAACAUUCAGGCCCGGCGGAUUGCUCUGGGUAAGAACCAUUGACUUUCAUAGAAACACAGAACAUGCCCUAUGCCACGAGGCCUGGCCAGGAAAACUGGCUAUAAUUAGGGCCUGGAGUUUGUCCCGUCAGGUCACGUGGUCAGGAAAAACUCCAACAGAUAAAAAGACUGGGAUUCUCAGACACUAACUCUGGAUUUCUGUUUUUGCCUUCAGAGAUACGGAAGAGAGCGUCACCAUGGCAGCGUAACCUAGGAUACCCAUUGGCCAUGCUGUUGCUGCUGGCUGUAACGGUGAGGAGAGGCAGACUCAGCACUCACCUCACCUGCUGACACAUACCUGACAUCACUUCCUCAUACAAAAUGUUGUGUGUGUUUUGAUUGGCUGUGAGUGUUGUUCUCUUUCCCAGGUGGUGUGUGUGCUCAUUGUGUGUUACCAUGUGGUGGAGUUGCUGUUUGAUGAUACAGCUAUGCCUCGAGGGAUGGAGGUGAGGGGAUGCUUUCCUUUACAAGCAAUAACUAAUAAUUCAGCAAAUAUCUAAUUUAAUUCAAACAAAGAUAUGUAGCCGCUACUAGUUCUUGCCUAUUAACUUUAAGGGACACUGUAUAGCAUAAAAUUGCUCUUUGUAGUAGACCUAUAUACACUAUGAAACAGAGUUUUUAUAAUGUGUGUACUACUGACAUUUAAUUGUUUUAACACAGGAUGUAAAUGGUAUUAACUUUCUUUCUCUCUCUCCUCUUGAAGGACCCUCUCCUGGGCGCUGCCUCGUUCUCCAUGUUUGGUUCGUUAGGGGCUGCAGUGCAGGUGAUCCUCAUCCUGUAUCUCAUGGUCUCCUCAGUAGUGGGUUUCUACAGUUCCCCACUGUUCACUGGACUACGCCCCCGCGCGCAGGACACCACACUGACACAGGUACACACACACACACACUGGCACGCAUGCAUACACACACACUGCUCGCUCUCUCUUCCGUGGGGCACUCUAAUAAUAACCCAACUUUCUUGCUCUAUUUUCUCAGAUUAUUGGGAACUGUGUGUCUCUAUUGGUGCUCAGCUCAGCUCUGCCUGUAUUUUCUAGGACUCUGGGUAAGUCUGCAGUGGAGAACUCGGCGUCAGGUGCUGUUGUAUGACAGACUGACAUACAGUGGGGGGAAAAAGUAUUUAGUCAGCCACCAAUUGUGCAUGUUCUCCCACUUAAAAAGAUGAGAGAGGCCUGUAAUUUUCAUCAUAGGUACACGUCAACUAUGACAGACAAAAUGAGAAGAAAAGAAAUCAAGAAAAUCACAUUGUAGGAUUUUUAAUGAAUUUAUUUGCAAAUUAUGGUGGAAAAUAAGUAUUUGGUCACCUACAAACAAGCAAGAUUUCUGGCUCUCACAGACCUGUAACUUCUUCUUUAAGAGGCUCCUCUGUCCUCCACUCGUUACCUGUAUUAAUGGCACCUGUUUGAACUUGUUAUCAGUAUAAAAGACACCUAUCCACAACCUCAAACAGUCACACUCCAAACUCCACUAUGGCCAAGACCAAAGAGCUGUCAAAGGACACCAGAAACAAAAUUGUAGACCUGCACCCGGCUGGGAAGACUGAAUCUGCAAUAGGUAAGCAGCUUGGUUUGAAGAAAUCAACUGUGGGAGCAAUUAUUAGGAAAUGGAAGACAUACAAGACCACUGAUAAUCUCCCUCGAUCUGGGGCUCCACGCAAGAUCUCACCCCGUGGGGUCAAAAUGAUCACAAGAACGGUGAGCAAAAAUCCCAGAACCACACGGGGGGACCUAGUGAAUGACCUGCAGAGAGCUGGGACCAAAGUAACAAAGCCUACCAUCAGUAACACACUACGCCGCCAGGGACUCAAAUCCUGCAGUGCCAGACGUGUCCCCCUGCUUAAGCCAGUACAUGUCCAGGCCCGUCUGAAGUUUGCUAGAGUGCAUUUGGAUGAUCCAGAAGAGGAUUGGGAGAAUGUCAUAUGGUCAGAUGAAACCAAAAUUGAACUUUUUGGUAAAAACUCAACUCGUCGUGUUUGGAGGACAAAGAAUGUUGAGUUGCAUCCAAAGAACACCAUACCUACUGUGAAGCAUGGGGGUGGAAACAUCAUGCUUUGGGGCUGUUUUUCUGCAAAGGGACCAGGACGACUGAUCCGUGUAAAGGAAAGAAUGAAUGGGGCCAUGUAUCGUGAGAUUUUGAGUGAAAACCUCCUUCCAUCAGCAAGGGCAUUGAAGAUGAAACGUGGCUGGGUCUUUCAGCAUGACAAUGAUCCCAAACACACCGCCCGGGCAACGAAGGAGUGGCUUCGUAAGAAGCAUUUCAAGGUCCUGGAGUGGUCUAGCCAGUCUCCAGAUCUCAACCCCAUAGAAAAGAUUUGGAGGGAGUUGAAAGUCCGUGUUGCCCAGCGACAGCCCCAAAACAUCACUGCUCUAGAGGAGAUCUGCAUGGAGGAAUGGGCCAAAAUACCAGCAACAGUGUGUGAAAACCUUGUGAAGACUUACAGAAAACGUUUGACCUGUGUCAUUGCCAACAAAGGGUAUAUAACAUAGUAUUGAGAAACUUUUGUUAUUGACCAAAUACUUAGUAAUCCUUCUACCACCCCCCUUACCCCAACCCCCCCCCCCCCCCCCCCCCCCCCCCCCCAAAAAAAAAAAGAACAUUGUAAAGUGGUUAUCCCACUGGCUAUAAGGUGAAUGCACCUAUUUGUAAGUCGCUCUGGAUAAGAGCGUCUGCUAAAUGACGUAAAUGUAAAUAUAAUAAUUUGCAAAUAAAUUCAUUAAAAAUCCUACAAUGUGAUUUUCUUGAUUUUUUUUCUUCUCAUUUUGUCUGUCAUAGUUGACGUGUACCUAUGAUGAAAAUUACAGGCCUCUCUCAUCUUUUUAAGUGGGAGAACAUGCACAAUUGGUGGCUGACUAAAUACUUUUUUCCCCCACUGUACAUAUAUAAAUAACAACAAAUAUAUGCUUUUUCUAAACAUUAACCAUUGAAUCUCUCUCCUUUGGUCUUGAUGAAUCAGGGAUCACCCGGUUUGAUCUGCUGGGAGACUUUGGUCGGUAUAACUGGCUGGGAAACUUCCACAUCGUAUUCCUGUAUAACAUACUGUUUGCCGGGCUGACCUCCGCCUGUCUGAUCAACACUCUAACAUGGACUGUACAGAGGGAACUCAUCAGAGCAUUCGGUAUGUGGGGGUCACAAACACAUACACAAUUACGCAUGCAUGUACGCAUGCUCACACACGUUGUGAUCGGCUGAUUCACUAAUAUGGUCCUCUAUCUCUUCCCAGGGCUGCAUAAACUGCCGUCGACCGUGUCCCGCUCCACCAUCCCACUCAGGCUCCUAUUGGCUAAUGGACUCUCAAAAAUUCAGUGACACUUGAACAAGCCAAUGACCUUGGCUAACCAAAGUGAGUUUACCAAAGAGCAGUGUCCCCAAAUAUUUAGCUGAAGUAAACUCUCAUUGAAAAAGAGAAGGGGAUUGACCUGUUUGCUGACUGGUGAUCCUGUCACCACUGAUAUGAGAAGAGGAGGAAACUUCGUUAGAUGAAACAUAUCGUCUGAUCAGGAAUGGACUUGGACCUCAGACAUGAUCAUACUUACAGAGAAUAGGUACAGGUACUGCAACAAGGGGACCAAUGCAAUUCGUCUCCUUUUCUGUCAGGUCUAUAACUGAGUAAGUGAGAAAUAAAAUAAAAAAGAAGAGGAAGACAAAUGCAAAUGAACAGAAAGGGAGCAAGAGUGUAGGUUUCUAUGCAUAGAGUAAGGAGAUGGUCGUCUUUUAGUCCCAAGGUCAUUCCCAAUAUAUGAACCAUUCAUAGACAUCCAAAGUUACUUCUGCUGAAAUGUCUGCCAAUCUCAAAACAUUUUGAUCCCUAACUCUUUGACUGGAAGGAACUCCACAAGAACUUCAGCUAUGUGCACUUCUUUAGAUCUGUCUUUUCCUCUCCCCUCUCGUUCCCUUUUCGCCUAUUGUGGUCUUGCACUUAUGACCUUAUUUAUUAUUCAAAUUAUUUAUUCUGCUGUGUUAUCUUGUGAACGUAAUUUCCCUUCUUUCUGUUGUCCUUUAAUGGAAUGUUUUGGAAAGAAGCAGAUGUCUGCAUGGUGUCAAAAAAUAAGAGUAAAUCAGUUAACAGUAAUGAAAGUAAGGGACAGGUACAGUAACUCUACUUCUAUGCAAAUGGAAAAUUCUACAAUGCUCUUUUUAGUAUAUAAUUCUCAUUUACACAUUUGUAUCACAACCUUAUGUAAUAGGGACAUUUUAUUUUUGGUCUGAAAAGUUGGACAGCUGCCUUUUGUGAAGAGAACAGCAACAUACAAUACUUAGCACCACCAUACUAAAGGAAAUUUAAGGUAGAGACCGGAAAGAAUGGCCUGGAAGUUAAGACCAAGUUAAACUGUGAUGCGUUUACAGUGUGUGUUCGUGUGUGUGUGUUUGAGUAAAAGAGUGCCUGUGUUUAUGUGUCUGUCAGUGUACAUUCAUUUUCUGUGCAAUGUUGCAUUAAUGCAUGGAGAUUUUUCUCCAAUAUCUCAAGUUCCUUUCAUUUUUUAAAUCAUGUUUUUUGUUUUUAAUUAUGAGUUUGUGUCCAUAUAUUUAUUUAAAACACUCCUCAACCUCUCCUGAAUCAUACAAAUGUCCAAAUGUAUUGUCAUUUCAAUGCCAGAACAGUAGGCUACUACAUGUUAAAUUGUCUUGUAAAACUGAAUGCUUUACUAUGAUGUAUGAUUGUUAGCUAGCUAUAAAUUUGAACUCUGGUUAAAAGUAUAUGAAAAUGGUUUAAACUGUGAAUAUUUAAACUGAAGAUAGUUUUUGUAAGGACUCUUUACUGGAACAAUAAAUAUUUUCAGUCUAUUUCUUACA
Coregonus sp. 'balchen' is the source of this 23130-nucleotide messenger RNA. The record is from the annotation of a GenBank genome assembly. Lineage: Eukaryota; Metazoa; Chordata; Actinopteri; Salmoniformes; Salmonidae.